GGCAAGUUCAGUCGUCUACCGCGUGCCGACCCGCGAGCAUCGGUGCAACCACCCUCCCUUAGCGAACUUCUCGUUUCCCUCGUUUCGUUCACCGCCGUGCGCGAGGGGCUCGAAGCCGGUCACGUGUCCCCCACCCUUUCGCACGCUCGAACGCGAGUGCAACCAUGCAAGAGACGGGUCUUCUUCUGCAAAUUAAAAAAAUUUAAAUGUGAGGUGAAUAUGACCCUCGAACGUUGGAUCUGUCGUAUGAUUCUUGCGUACGCACAGACGAUCGGGAUCUCUUCUAUCUCCGUUUGAUCGAAGGCCAGGUCGAUCUUUCUCGAUGCAUGUUUCACUGACGUAACAUACCUCGAUGCAUCGCGGAUGUUCGUUAAAAUUAUAGAAAAUAUCCAAUGAUACUUGACAAUGAUCACCGGCUAUGAAGCCAAGAUCAUUCGUGGUUAACAAGCGCGACACUAAUGAAACGUGUCAGCGUAGAAUACAAAGUUCGUUGUGCCUAAUUUCUUCGAGUGGCAUGAAAUAAAAAGACCGGUUUAAGUGAAAUGUGAGGUAACGAUGGAGCUGAGGAUCAGUAUUCUUCUUUUAACGCUUCUUCGUCUUGCCAGCACGCUCGAAAGUACGAAGGAGGAGGAUGACGCCGAGGAGGAUGACGAGGAGAAUUAUCCUGUCGAAGAUUACGACUACGGUGACUACGAGACCGCGACUAUAACCAGCGAUACCGAUCUCAUCGUUGGCGGUUCCCUGCCGAUUUUCUUGGCGGAGCCCGUCGACACGUUUGUCGUUAAAGGGAAACCGGCGACGUUGCAUUGUCGCGCCGCGCACGCACUUCAGGUGUAUUUUCGCUGCAACGGUGACCGGGCCGAGCAUUCGCAGCAGCAGGAUUUCGUCGACCCUCGUACCGGAACGAGGGUCGUCGAGGUCGAGUUGAACGUGACGAGAAACGAGGUCGAGGAGUACUUCGGGAGGGAGAGAUUCAAGUGCGAGUGCGUGGCAUGGUCGGGACCAGGUCAAAUUCGGGGCCAGCCCGCUACGGUUGAGGUCGCCUAUCUGAAGAAGCACUUCCUGUCACCGCCGUAUUCCCUGUCGGUGGAAGCCGGCCGCAAUGCGGAACUGCGAUGCUCGCCGCCUUUGGGUGUACCAUCACCAAAGGUUUAUUGGCUUAGGAAUGGCUCUCCUCUUGAGACGGCCGCCGCUGGCGCAGCUUCCGCCACCGCCGACGCGAACCCCAACGAGAUGUCCUCCGCGACCGGCUUUGUACAAUCCGCCGACGGGCAUCUGCUCCUCGGGGAGGCCGAAUUGAGGCAUCAAGGGAACUAUUCCUGCGUCGCUGAGAACAUCGCCGCGAGGAGAGUCAGCGAACCGGCGGUGCUCACCGUCUACGUGAACGGCGGGUGGUCGUCCUGGUCCGGAUGGUCGGAGUGUAGCGCUCGCUGUGGUAGAGGCGUACAAAAGAGGACAAGAACAUGUACGAAUCCUGUUCCAAUCAACGGCGGUCAAACGUGCCCAGGGCCAGCUACACAAAGGGUAGAAUGCAAUCCUUCCUGCCCCGCGGUCGACGGCAGAUGGUCAACUUGGUCCUCGUGGUCCGCAUGCGGUCCCGAUUGUUCGAGAGUAAGGAGGCGAUCCUGCAAUGACCCCCCGCCGAGCAACGGCGGUCGUCCCUGUCAAGGCAAGGACGUCAUCGUCGAGUCCUGCUCCGCGGAUCGAUGUAAUGCGCUCGGGCAAGAUGGGCCAAGAGUACUCAAGGAAGCGACUCGGGCGGUCGAUUACAGAAAUAUCCUCGCAUUGUGGAUCACUUUGAGUUUAGCCGCGAUAAUUCUGGCCGUAACAACGAUUUUCUUCGUUCGCUUGAUGCGCCGGAAAGAGAGAAUGGAAGCGUUGUACGGCGUGGCGAGAUUGGACUUUCGUCGUCCGGGUGAUCUCGCAAAAUCGGUCGUUUCUAAGAACGAGCGCUCGGUUUUAGCUAACGACAGGCGUCUCGAGCAUGUGAUAGACGAAUCGAACGCCGCCAGACUACCCAGAUCCUGUUCCGAGCAUCAUUAUGACGUUCCGCAAUUGUCAUUACCGUCGACAACGAGACCAUCGCCGAGCUCCUCCGUAACUAGGUCUUCUUGCAAGAACUCGCAACGAGGACGCGGCAUGUCGGAUAAUGAGGAGGGACGGUCUUCUCGCUCGACGUAUCAAGCGAAUCCAGAGAGCACAAACGAGGACGACGACGAACAGGACGAUGAUGAAAGACCGGACGAGAACGAACGAUCCACGACGGAUGACGGUAGUGGCUUCAUCGUGAGAGCCAUAAUUGACGAGCAAGGCGCCCUUCUGGUCGUACCCGAGGUGGGCGUUUCAAUGUCGGUGCCGGAAGGUGCGAUCCCGCGCGGUCGCCGGCACAGUCUGCAUCUCGCCGUGCUCGGCGAAAAUUCCUUCAGACCGAAUCUCCCGCCCGGAUUCACGCUGCUGUCCGCCGUGGUGGCCUGCGGUCCGGCGAGCGUCGAUCUCGCGAAGCCGGUGAUCCUUCAGUUCGAGCACUGCGCCGAGCUGAGAACCGGAAACUGGGAGAUGAGUCUGUGGUCGACGGAGAUCGACCUGGAGACACGUUCAAACAACUCCACGAGUUCGUCGGCGAGCUCGAACGGCUCGCCGUCCGCGACGACGUGGCGCAAGGUGUUGAUGCUCGGCGGCGACCCGACGAAUCUACCCGGUCAACCGUUCGCGCAGCUCGAUCACGCUGGGGUGUUUCUCGUCACGGAGACACCCAGCGUUUACGCGGUGGCGGGAGAAAAUUCAGUGGUCGCGCCUGGACUGGCCGUGAAACGGCUCUGCGUCGCGGUUUUUGCGUCUCGCGAACGCGAUCACAUCAGAUGCCACGUACUCGAGGACACCAAAGCGUCGUUUAAGCUCGUAAGCGAACGAGAACGACGCUUGGGUAGCAUUUACAUCGAUCACAGUACUCUCGGAUUUCGCGCUAGCGGCACAGCACUUCGCGUCGAUCUCGAAGAUAGAGAGAGCGGUUUUGCCGAGCGGCAGGAAGUACCUUACCGGCGCGUCUGGGCAUCCUCGAGGAUUAGCAUCCGGCGUUCCUUUAGGAUAGAAAAAGUUGUCGGCGACCUCAGGCUCGGCUUUGAGCUUCGAGCUUGUCAACGUGGUUUCGAGGAUCAAGGCUUGCUUCUCAGGAUCGAUCUCGAUCUUGUAAAAAGGAGUAACAUGAGCGGAAAGAGAAAUGGUAACAAGACGGAGUCCUCUGUUGUUCUACGAGGGAAAAAUUCAGCGAGGUCCACGGAAUCCGUCAUACCGAGACCCUUCAGAUUUUCUAAGACGCUUAGAAAGCAGUUAUGCCAAUGUCUAGAUCCGCCAAGUGCGCGCGGCAAUGAUUGGCGGAUGCUCGCUCAGAGAUUGCAAGUAGACCGAUACGUCGACUACUUUGCGACGAAAGCGAGUCCAACGGAACAUAUUUUGGACUUAUGGGAAGCCAGGCAUCGCGAGGCCACGGCUCUGGCAGAUUUACUGAAUCAUUUAAGACUGAUGGGACGCGUUGACGCAGCCAACGUACUCGAGAGUCGUUUGGGGCCAUGGAUUUAAAAAAAUUAUGAAAAACCUACACUGUCAUAAGCAAACAAAAUGCAAAUUUAUAACGCAGACAAAGUUUUGAGAGACAAAAGUUUUGUAAAUAGAGUAGCUAUUAUAUGGUAUUAGCAAAAUGGAUGUAGGAACAUAUGUUGUAUAAAUAUUGGUCAUAUUUGUACAUAA
Messenger RNA from Temnothorax curvispinosus, 3744 nucleotides. RefSeq names its product netrin receptor UNC5C-like. The transcript is spliced from 14 exons. The coding region runs from base 556 to 3576 and encodes 1006 amino acids. Gene Ontology annotation, cellular component: membrane. Gene Ontology annotation, molecular function: netrin receptor activity; protein binding. Gene Ontology annotation, biological process: netrin-activated signaling pathway; motor neuron axon guidance. Lineage: Eukaryota; Metazoa; Arthropoda; Insecta; Hymenoptera; Formicidae. The record is from RefSeq and is a predicted model, not a curated record.